Messenger RNA from Chlorella variabilis, 2076 nucleotides. RefSeq lists its product as hypothetical. Gene Ontology annotation, cellular component: nucleus. The record is from RefSeq and is a predicted model, not a curated record. Gene Ontology annotation, biological process: double-strand break repair via nonhomologous end joining. Bases 1 to 2076 code for a protein of 691 amino acids. The transcript is spliced from 12 exons. NCBI's taxonomy places the organism in Eukaryota, Viridiplantae, Chlorophyta, Trebouxiophyceae, Chlorellales, Chlorellaceae. Gene Ontology annotation, molecular function: DNA binding; DNA-directed DNA polymerase activity.
AUGCGCUUCCGCAGGGCUUGCCGCAUUGCGCCACUGUGCUCAAGUCGUGGCAGGCGAGCGUGCCGGCGCUCGGUGGCGGCAUCACUCAAGACCCUGCCUGCGCCGCCAUCAGCCACGCCCUGCCCAACCGCGCCGCCCGGGCUGGCUUACGUGACGCAGCAGUGGGUCAGCGCCAGCCUGCGCAGGCAGCAGCGGCAGGCAGAGGGCGAGCACCGGCCGGCGGCGGAGGCGGGCGCGCCCGCGGCGGCGCCGGCGCCCCAGCCCGCGCGGCCGCCCUCUGCAUACGAGGAGUGGCUGGGGCCGCUGUGGCGCCCAGAGUGCGCCGACAUGGAGUUUGCCGAGCUCAUGCUGCAGGGCGACUACGAUGAGCAGCGGUGCCAGCGCAUCGGCAAUGAGCCGGUGGUGCAGGCGCUGCGGGAGCUGCAGAAGUACGAGGCCGCCCUCAGCAGCCAGUUCCUGACAGACGCCCUGGGCAAGCAGGUGGUGAACCACAAGUCGCUGGCCUAUGCGCAUGCGGCGGCGGUGGUACGUACGUGCGCGUACCGCCUGUCGCCGCCGCUGCAACCGGGCAGGCUGCCAUACCUGGCAGACUCGACUGCGGAGGAGGUGAGCGAGAUACUGCUCACCGGCACCUGCGACAAACUGGAGCGGUUCAGGCGGGACGAGGCGGUGCGCGACUCCAAGGGCGUGCUGCGCCUGGACAGCGCCGGCGCCGCCACCCGCCGCCGCUUUGCCAGGCUGGUGGGCGUGGGGGCCAGCACGGCGCGCAAGUGGUGGGGCCGGGGGCUGAGUACGUGCGAGGAUGUGGAGGCGGCGGCCGCGGGCCAGGCAGCUUCCUGGCAGCCGCCGCUGGCGCUGACCGCGGCGCAGCGCUUUGGGCUGCGGUACCGCCGGGACCUGCUGGAGGGCAUCAGCGCCCAGGACUUGGCGGAGAUGCGGCAGGCGGUGGAGGCGGGGCUGCAGGCGGCGACCGGCGUGGGCGGCUGGCACGUGGAGGUGGUGGGCGGCACCCGGCGGCAGCAGCGGCCCCCGCCCCAAGCCCCGCAGCAGCAACGGCCGCCGCCCCAAGCCCCGCAGCAGCCGGAGCAGCAGCAGGGACAGCAGCAGCAGCAGGGACAGCAGCAGCAGCGGGAAGAGCAAAGGCAGGGAGAGGCCCGCCCAGGCCCGGAAGCGCCCGAACCCUUCGCCCCGCGCCGCUCUACACCCCCACCUGCCGCCGCCGGCGGCGGCGGCGGCGAUGGCGGUGGCGGCGGCGGCGGCGGCGACGGGCGGCACCCUCCCAAGGAGUCCCACCGUGACCUUCCCCACCACGAUGCCGACUUUGUGGUGUCCCACCCCACCUAUGCCUGGCCCGACGACUUGAUAGACCGGCUGCGAGAUGAGCUGCUGGACGCGCGGCGCAUCGUGCCGGCCGAGCAGGGUGCCAUGUGCAUGCUGCAGAAACACCGCGCCGCUGACCUGGAGGCCAAGGUGGUGAUGGAGGAGCUCACGGCCGCAGACCUGGCGCCCGAGGGACCGCAGGGCACCGUGGCGUCAGACAGGCUCGACCACAUGUUUGUUGUCUUCCGCACCGGCGCCGGCAGGCUGCGGCGCAUGGACGUCAUUCUGGCCACCCCCGCCCAGCUGCCCUACGCACUCAUCGGCUGGAUCGGCAGCGCUCAGUUCAACAGGUUCCUGCGCCGCCACCUCAACCGCCUCCACAUGCACCUCAACAGCCAAGGGCUGUACCGCAUUUUGGAUGGCCGCGUGGUGCGGGUGCCAGAGGGCGCGCCGCCGCUGGACAAGCACGGCCACGGCUGCUGGCCGCCGGGCUGGGGACCCUGCAGCGCGGCAUCAGGUGGAGGGCAGGGCGACGAGGCGCCAGGGGCAGGAGCGGGAGCAGGAGGGGCAGCAGCGGCGGCAGCUGGGCCCGGGGGAGGCAGACCAGGAGGAGCGGUAGGGGGAGGUGGCACCAGCAGCGGCAGCGACAGCGGUAGUGGCAGCAGCCGUGGCAGCAGGGCGGUGCGGAGCCAGCGGGACCUGUUUGAGCUGCUGGGGCUGCCAUACCGCGAGCCGUACCAGCGGGACUGCCCUUGA